CAGCAGGUUGUGAGCAAGGAACAACUGUAACUACUGACAGAACUGGAGGGAAAAUCUCAAAGCUUUGAAUUGAAAAAAGGAGAAGAAAAUGAGAAGGCGCCUCCGGCUGAGAUAUUCUUCCGAUGAAGAAGACGAAGAAGAAGAUCAACAACCACAGCACCCACAUCAACAACAUCUACCAGAAGAUAUUGAAGACGAAGACGACGAUAUCCUUGUUCAAGUACAAGCCUCCGCUGAAACCCUCAACACCGUAACCCUAACCUGCCCUGAUCCAAACCCAAACCCUAACCCCGACGAACCAGCUCCUCUCGAGAUCUCCGAUGACGAUUUCGUUGAUGCCUCCGAAAACCCGCCUCCGCCUCCGCCGCCGCCGCUGCCGCCGCCGAUCGUCGAUCUGUCUUCCUUCCAGUUCCAGGAAGCUUCGAUGCCGAGUUCCGGGACUAGCUUCGCUGAGAGCUCGGGUUGUCCUCUCGGCGAGUCUCUUCGGAGGCUUGGGUUGAGUCUGCGGAGAGAAUGGUUGGAUUCGUGCAUUUGCGGCCUCGAGAACUCUGUUCCGGGGUUUGCGAGCUUUGAUGUUGCAAGAAAGGCGAAGCUUUGUUUCGAGCAGUUCUUGUUUUCUGACAUGAAUCAUUCGGGAGGCGGAGUUCUUCCCGAGAACGUCGCCGCCAUGCAUCUCGUUGAUCUCGCCGGGCCGUUUGUGUUGCAGGUUGAUGAGAUAGUAAAUAUUAGUUGUCCGCUUCGAGGUAGGUACCAGAAUGCUACUUCUGGGAUUAAGAGGUGCCUUAAAUUGUCAAUGACAGAUGGGGUGCAACGAGUGUUUGGCAUGGAAUACAAACCUAUCAAGACUCUUGAAGUUUUGGCUCCUGCUGGUUUGAAGAUUGCUAUUUUUAACGUACACAUACGUCGUGGGCUUCUAAUGCUGGUCCCUGAAGUUUUUGAAGUCCUUGGAGGAUUAGUUGAUGAGUUGGAAGCAGCGAGGCAGCGGCUUGUUCAUGAAGUAAAUAAACCACCACGAGGAAAAAGAACGAGGAAUGGAGUGUUACCUCCUUUAGCAACUAGAGCGACACUUACUGCAUGGCCAAGAGAUGGUGGUAGCAUUCAGGGAAAUUCCAAUCAUUACACAUUGCACCACACAAGUCCCUUUCGUGCAGAUGGUCAAGGUGCUACUUUUGCUGCUUCAGGCACGGCCACCAGGGAAAGGAAUGUUGAAGAGUUUGCAGUUCCCAUUGGUAGGGAAAAUGGUGUUUCAGGUGUGGACAUCGGUGAAAGGAAUGUGGAGGAGUUUGGGGUUCGCAUUAGCAGGGAAAGUGCUACUUUUGCUGCUUCUGGGGUGGACUUUAGUGAAGGGAAUGUAGAAGAGUUUGCAGUUUCCACUAGUAGAGAAAAUGAUGAGCAUAACCAAUCCACUAAUGCUGUAUCGGAUGCUGAGAAUAUCCAUAUGGUUGAUGGUGUAGAACAUCCAUUCAUACUUAGUGGAGAUAAAGAAAUCCCUUUCACUUAUCUAGCCAGCUUAUCAGCCAAGUGGGCUGCAAUGAGGGAGAAGGCUCGACAUGUUCAAGGAACAAUAAAGUGCUUUCUGACUGGUGUAAAGGGAUUCCAUUAUAAGCAAAGGACUACAUAUGAGCUUCUAGUUUAUGUUGAUGAUGGUAGCCUUAUUUCUGAGAUCCUCAUUGAUCACAACGUUGUACAGAAAGGAAUAGGUCAUUCUCCUGCAGAGGUCACUGCAGCUCUUGCUUCUUCGGACACAAAAAAAGUUAGCAAUAUGAGAGAGAUAUUGAAGCAGUUCCAAGUUUUCUUGGUGAAUUUCGAGGGAACAAUGCUUGUAGAGAUGAAUGAAUCCUUUGCUAUUCCAAUUGCCCUAGAAAUGAAUCAAGGCUGUCCUGCAUCUGAUGCAUGGUUGCUUCUUAGAAGACUGAAGCCCUCAACUUCUCAAGCGCCACAGCAACACCAAUUGGAUCCCAUUAACAUAUCCCCUUGAUUUUACUCAAUAUGUGCCUACCACUAUUUGGAAAGGAAGUCGCUAAGGAGCAUAGGUUGGCAUGGAUUUUUCCAAGAUCAUUGUUUGGGUAUUCUUUGAUUUCAUCUCUCACGGCUUGUGCCUAGAAAACAAUCUGGAAGAAAGAAAUUUCAAAACUGAAGAGUAAUUGUCCCAGAAAUGCCUACUAUGCCUACUAGUUGAUUUUAUUAUCUUGGCCGAUUGUGCAUGUUCUUUGAUUUCGUUUCUCAUGGCCCGUGAUUGGAAAACAAUAUGGAAAAGAGAAAUCUCAACUGAAGAGAAAUAAUCCUAGACAUGCCUAAUUAGUUGAUUUUAUUAUCCAGCUGAUUAUGCUUACCCAGAAGCACCUUGGGUGAUGGUAAACUUUGAUGGGUCCUUGCAUGGCGUGUAACGAGUUAAGCUUGUUCAGGGCAUUAUGCUUGCCUGUGACCACUUAUCUUGUGUGCUUGGAUGAGUUUCCAUCAUGUAAAUACUAGUGUAGGGUUAUUUUCUGUUAGUAGUUUAUUUGUAUGCCAAAUAAGGCAGUAUGACUCCUCGAUUACUUUGAUGUUUCCUAGUGCUAGAAUGAUAAUUACAUAAAAACCUUUUUAGGGGAAGGUGAGUGUUCAUCAGUCAUUGUAAAAGUCACUAGUUAUUGUCAAUGUGUUUAGCCUACUUGCCUCUCUUGCUAAACACACUAUCAACAGAGGUGUUAUUAAUAAACUACGUUUGCUUCAAUGUUUA
Molecule: messenger RNA, 2719 nt
Organism: Malania oleifera
Lineage: Eukaryota; Viridiplantae; Streptophyta; Magnoliopsida; Santalales; Ximeniaceae
Product: recQ-mediated genome instability protein 1
Exons: 8
Coding region: 89-1978 (629 amino acids)
Biological process (GO): double-strand break repair via homologous recombination; resolution of meiotic recombination intermediates
Cellular component (GO): nuclear body; RecQ family helicase-topoisomerase III complex
Molecular function (GO): nucleotide binding
Source: RefSeq, a predicted model, not a curated record